Sapajus apella (tufted capuchin) is the source of this 1841-nucleotide messenger RNA. It is a transcript of the gene CLEC1A, whose product is annotated as C-type lectin domain family 1 member A. Lineage: Eukaryota; Metazoa; Chordata; Mammalia; Primates; Cebidae. The record is from RefSeq and is a predicted model, not a curated record. The transcript is spliced from 6 exons. The coding region runs from base 141 to 983 and encodes 280 amino acids.
GUCAGAGACUUCCCCUGCUACUUGCCCGGAAAGAACAUUAGGAAUGCCUUUCAGUGCCUUGCUUCCUGAACUAGCUCACAGUAGCCAGGCGGCCCGGGGCAAUCCCACCAUAUUUCACUCUCACCGCUGCGGGAAUCCAGAUGCAGGCCAAGUACAGCAGCACGAGGGACAUGCUGGAUGAUGAUGAGGACACCACCAUGAGCCUGUAUUCUCAAGCCUCUGCCACAACCCGGCGGCCGGAGCCCCGCUGCACAGGGCACAGGGCUCCCUCUUCAGCAUGGCGACCAGUGGCCCUGAUCCUGCUGACUUUGUGCUUGGUGCUGCUGAUAGGGCUGGCAGCCCUAGGGCUUUUGUUUUUUCAGUACUACCAGCUCUCCAAUACUCAUCAAGCCACCAUUUCCCAUAUGGAAGAAAGAUUCGGAAAUAUCUCCCGACAGUUUCAAUCUCUUCAAGUCCAGAACACGAAGCUUGCAGAAAGUCUGCAGCAUGUGGCUAAAAAACUCUGUCGUGAGCUCUAUAACAAAGCUGGAGCACACAGGUGCAGCCCUUGUCCAGAACAAUGGAAGUGGCAUGGAGACAAUUGCUACCAGUUCUAUAAAGACAGCAAAAAUUGGGAGGACUGUAAAUAUUUCUGCCUUAGUGAGAACUCUACCAUGCUGAAGAUAGACACAAAAGAAGAGCUGGAGUUUGCCAUGUCUCAGAGCUACUCUGAGUUUUUCUACUUUUAUUGGAUGGGGCUCUUCCGCCCUGGCGGUGGCAAGGUCUGGCUGUGGAUGGAUGGAACCCCUUACACUUCUGAACUGUUCCAUGUUAUGAUAGAUGUCACCAGUCCAAGAAGCAGAGACUGUGUGGCCAUCCUUAAUAGGAUGAUCUUCUCAAAGGACUGCCAAGAAUUGAAGCGGUGUGCGUGUGAGAGGAGGGCGGCAAUGGUGAAGCCAGAAAACCUCCGUUUCCUCCCUGAAACAUCAGGUGAAGGUGACUGACUCCCCAGCUGCAACCACAAACAGCAGAGUGAGCCAGGCAAUGCCAAUGCAAGGGCUACUUGAGACGUGGGGAAAUGGAACAUAAUCAGGCAAGACUGUUUCUCUGACUAGUACAAAAUGGGUUCUCACGUUUCCUGCUCAGGAUCACCAGCAUUUCCAAGCUUGGGUCCAUGCACAUAUUUAACAGUCACAAGAAGUCUUAUUUACAUGCCACCAACAACCUCAGAAACCCAUAAUGUCAUCUACCUUCUAGGCUUAGAGAUAAUUUUUAGCUUUCUUUCUUCUCAACGUCGAAUAUCACCUCCUUGUUUCCAUGUCUUCCUCAUACUUGGAGGAAUGAGAAACUUUUUGAAUUAGGGGAAAUACAUGGAAGUAACAUCCUUUUUCCUGACAGUCAAGUUGUCCAUGAGAAAUUAGCGGUCACUCCCCAGAUUGUACCACCGAAUACACAAGAAAUUCUUCAUGUUUGUUUCAGUUCAUACUAGUCCCUUCUUAAUCUCUCAGUAAAGACCCCAUCUGCUUUCUCUAUGGCCUGCUUCUGAACAGGAGUGUCUCCUGUUAUGAGAAUGUCAGUGUCUUAUAAACAUUCCUCUCUGUGGCCACUAAGACCCUGAUAAUUGUCUAUCUUCCAUAUGAAUUUCUCCCAGGAAAGAAAUAUAUCCCCAUCUCAUUUCCAUAUCAGAAUUACUGUCCCCAAUAUUCCCUUCAAAGAGAUUAAAGGCUAGAAAAAAGUCAGUCUUUUCAUCUGCACCUGUAAUACUUUGAUUUCAGUUCCUAUUUUCUUCCAUUGACCCAUAUUAAUGCCUUUGAGGUACCAAAGAUUUAAUAAUAAUAAAUGUAAAUACUGUGAAGUGUGUG